AAGAAACGCUUCGACAACAGUGACGUGGUGGGGGACAACAGGUUAGCUCCUACUGGCACUGACAGAAGUCCGGUUAGCUGUUGUCCGACCGAGCCAGAAGCCGCGAUGACGUCACUCCAGAGCCUGCGACAGCUCAUCAACGAGCGGCUGACCGCGACGGUGCAGGAAAUCUUCGGACUCUUCCAGCAAACUGUCGUGGAGUUGGAGACGGAGCUGGAGCGUCGGCAGAAGCUGCUGGAUGCUCUGCUGCAACCAUCGGUCCCCGUACCCAGAAUCGACCUUCCCCAUCAACUGCUGAGGACCCAGGUGACCCAAGAGUCGGCCUGCAGCCGGGUCAACACCGACCCGAGUGUGCCUGGGUUCAGAGAUGAGCGAGAAGAGUUGGAUGCUACUCAGUGUGCGAAGGAGCCUGGUCCUGACCUGGUCCAGGAACCUGAAGAGGAAAAGGUAAAAGGAGAACCUGGAGAACACUGUAUUGGUCAGCUGCAGGAGGAGGAGGAGGAUGGUCUGUUCAUUCCAAAUGUCUCAGUGAGUAGCUCCAGCUCUGUGCUUUUGAACCAGAAGACUGGCAAGGAUGAAGUCUCUGCCAGUAGGAGGCAAGGUUGGUCAGCAUCAGGGGUCCCCAGUCGUCCGGAAGAAGCUUCGAGCCCCUCGGAAACCUCACCGGAGGCUGACGACGCAGCGUCCACGUCCUCUCUGCUCCCCGAUCCUCUGUGCGUGUGUGACUUCUGCGGUCUGAAGUUCCAGACAUGGACGCUGCUGCAGGGCCACGUCAAGGCCCACAUCAGCGGCUCCCUUGUCAGCUGCUCGUUGUGCGGUGCAGACUUCGGCCUUAAGACUCAACUGCGGCAGCACAUGAAGGCGCACAGCACCCACGACCUGCACACCUGCCCACAGAACUGGAAAGUGCAGAGCCACUCCGGAGAGAAGGCCUACGUCUGCUGUGUCUGCGGGAAGAUGUACUCGAGCCGCGCAGGGGUCGUGUACCACUGCAGGACCCACACGGGCGAGCGGCCCUUCACCUGUCACAUCUGCGGGAAAGCCUUCCGGUGCAAGUCGUACAUGACUGCACACAUGCGGCUGCACACUGGGGAGAGGCCGUUCGCCUGCAGCCGCUGUUGCAAGCGCUUCAAACGCAGGGCUCAUCUGAAACGCCACUGUUUGGUCCACAACAGCACCCCCUCUAGCCCCUGACCCUCGUGUGGUAAACAUGCUCCUCACCUCGUGCUGAGGCCUUCAUGUUUGAGAAGGUCUGGGUCUGCGACCUGCCCUGUCUAAACAGCAGCCCUGGGCAGAAGGUCCCUGCUGUGGUCCAGUCUGUCCACUCUUGCCACACCAGAUGUACCCAGUUCACUUGUUAGUCGAGUUGAA
Synchiropus splendidus (mandarinfish) is the source of this 1371-nucleotide messenger RNA. RefSeq names its product zinc finger protein 133-like. NCBI's taxonomy places the organism in Eukaryota, Metazoa, Chordata, Actinopteri, Syngnathiformes, Callionymidae. The transcript is spliced from 2 exons. Bases 106 to 1194 code for a protein of 362 amino acids. Gene Ontology annotation, biological process: regulation of transcription by RNA polymerase II. Gene Ontology annotation, molecular function: RNA polymerase II cis-regulatory region sequence-specific DNA binding; DNA-binding transcription factor activity, RNA polymerase II-specific. Gene Ontology annotation, cellular component: nucleus. The record is from RefSeq and is a predicted model, not a curated record.